AUGGAGUCAGCGCUCUUUCUGAGCACGGCAAGGUUAUGGCAAUGUUUGGCUAUAGGGAAUAGACUAGGGAGCCAAGGAGGUGUGCUUUGGGUCACUGGGAGCCCCAGUUUUCAAGGUUUCGACUUCUUCCAACUACUCAGGUGCUCUGGGCUGUUGAACAAGCCUUUCAUCAGCUGA
Aspergillus niger is the source of this 177-nucleotide messenger RNA. RefSeq lists its product as uncharacterized. The transcript has 2 exons. The record is from RefSeq and is a predicted model, not a curated record. Bases 1 to 177 code for a protein of 58 amino acids. NCBI's taxonomy places the organism in Eukaryota, Fungi, Ascomycota, Eurotiomycetes, Eurotiales, Aspergillaceae.